Erythranthe guttata (spotted monkey flower) is the source of this 717-nucleotide messenger RNA. NCBI's taxonomy places the organism in Eukaryota, Viridiplantae, Streptophyta, Magnoliopsida, Lamiales, Phrymaceae. The record is from RefSeq and is a predicted model, not a curated record.
AUGGACGAACAGGGUGACGAGGUGCAAGCCACAGUUCACUACAAACUUGUGUUCAAAUACGACAAUAAGAUCCGGGCGAACAAAUGUUAUUUGUUAAAUAAUCUGAAUGUUGGUGCGGGGUUUAAAACAUACAAACAUACACUUUCAGAUUAUCGGAUCAAUUUUGAUUCAAGGACUACUUUCAAACAAAUCAAUAUGCCAUCCAUCCCAUCAUCUGCAUUCAAAUUCGUCACUUUCCCAAAAAUAAUUGAGGUGUCAAACAACAAUGAACGACUGAUUGAUAUCAUCGGUUAUAUCGUUGGAAAAGGUGAAAUCGAACCCUUCCUCACAAAAGAAGGCGUUCAAAAAAAGAAACUUCUAAUAGAACUCCAAGAUCUCGAAUUAGAUGCAUGUUGUGCGUGGGAGAAAUAUGCUGAGCAAGUGAUUGAAACUGUACUAGAUAUUAAUGAAGGACCAUAUAUUGCCGUGUUACAAUAUGCAACCGCGCAAAUGCGAUAUGGUGACAUUGAGGUCUCCAAUACAUUGCAUUCUUCCCGGUUUAUGAUAAAUGCAAACAUUGACGAAAUCAAUGACUACAAAUCAAGGCUCACUCAAAGCGAGCCAGAUAGUUGUCGAGUCGUAAGUCAAAUGUCAUCAAAUACUUCGUACUCAUAUGAGGACGACUUUGUUCAUAAGUCUAUUAGAAAAACUUUGGAUGACUUAAAUGAAUCGCCUGAG